ACUUGAAUAGGAUGAGAUGGGACGGAACAGAGCUGGGGUUUGAGGUUGCUGUUGGCGUUGACGUUGUGAGUAUUGGCAUUAUCGUGACUUGCUGAGUAGCUGCUGCUGGUUGCUGCAAGCUUCCUGCAUCUCCUUCCAUUGACUGAUGAUGAGCGUUGUGAGUGUCUAUUUCCUCAGGCACGAUCACAGGUACAUAGUGACAUUCAAGCACCCUGAUGUCAAGGUACCGUGCCUUCCCUCUCCGUUGGACCAGUUACACAGGGAAGUUGGACCGUUCGUCAAGAUGCAUCGCACCGUCCUUUCCAUCGUGUGACAGUGGCCGUGGGGUGAAGACUCCCAUUCUUCCACUUUUCUCUCCUGAAAUGAAUGCUUUCUGCAUGCAUGCCUCUCAUUUAAUCACCGAGAGUCUUUGAAUUGAAUCCCUGGGACUAAAUUGAUGGACCCAUUUGACCUGAGGCUAUCAUUCUAUCGAGAAAUGUCAACAAAGGGAAUACCUACAGAAAAGAAGAAAGGAAAACGAAAAAGAAAGAGGAGAAUGGAUGACACGGAUUGCCAUCCGAGUCAGAGUCAUCAUCAUUGUCCUCGAAUCGACAUGACUCCAUCUCUGACUCCAAUUCCAACUCCAUCUCAAUCUCCAACGGUUAAUGGUCAACCCCAACCUCAACUUCGAGGCUCAACUUCUUCUUCUCGGCUAGGCUGCCACUCGCCCGCUUGAGCAAGCCUUCGCCAGUUGCAUGUAUCAUGUAUGGGGCGCCCGGGACUGCAACUCACAGUCAUACAGACACUUGCCCCGAUAUGGAGUGGCCAGGCAAUCAAAUCCACCGGGAUUGGCUCUCACAUCUUGACUCUUGAGUCCUGGACGCGGUAAGACUGCUUGAGGUUACCGCCUCCAAUAUGCAGAAAAGUCCUGGAUAGGGAAUAGGCACCACCGCGACCAUACUCCGUACCAAGCCCGGACCUUAGAAUGGCCUCAACUCCACCCCAUGCAUGACCGCUGGGUUCUGGGGGAGAAAUGACGGGGUAAUAGGUAAGGGGUGCCGGGCGGC
This is a messenger RNA of Colletotrichum godetiae, 1046 nucleotides long. RefSeq lists its product as uncharacterized. The transcript has a single exon. Lineage: Eukaryota; Fungi; Ascomycota; Sordariomycetes; Glomerellales; Glomerellaceae. The coding region runs from base 437 to 715 and encodes 92 amino acids. The record is from RefSeq and is a predicted model, not a curated record.